Molecule: messenger RNA, 1819 nt
Organism: Phyllopteryx taeniolatus (common seadragon)
Lineage: Eukaryota; Metazoa; Chordata; Actinopteri; Syngnathiformes; Syngnathidae
Product: actin-binding Rho-activating protein-like
Exons: 2
Coding region: 819-1325 (168 amino acids)
Biological process (GO): positive regulation of Rho protein signal transduction
Molecular function (GO): actin binding
Source: RefSeq, a predicted model, not a curated record
GUCACUCAGUGGUCGUGCAAUUUCGAACCUCAGGCAGCACCGUGCAGGAUAGAUAACUGUCAUUACUUCAAACAUAAAUUAGGUUUGUUUAUCAAGAACUGUAUUUUCCUACAAUUUCUUAUUUCAUUCAAAGGUGAUGUGUCUAUUUUGUUCCAAGUAAAUGGGUACAAGAAACACUACGGGAGAGGAAAAAUUACCGUACAGCAAUUUAUAUAAUCCUGCUCUUUGGUGAAUUACUUGAAACAAAAAAACUGUUGAGAAGCUGUUAUUUCUGAAUACAAAUUCACCCGUUUUAUACGCCAUUGUCCAAGUUACACAAGCAAUUGCAGUGCCUUCGUCCUGGUUCCGCAAGCACUUUCACAGUCCUGUCUGCUUAAAGUGACAGAAAAACAUUAUACAACCUGACAUAGCAUAUGAUACUACCAUUUUGGAAACAUUUUAUGCACACAGAGAAUAUGCUUAAUAAUAAUCUAUUAUACACUUUGUGCUGAGCAAUUCUUUGGUCAAAAAUUGUUUUGUAAUACAAUGUCUUUGACAAGAGCCAAAACAGAGGCAAAAAUGCAAUGCGUCACACAUAAUGUGGUUAAGAACAGCUUCCUGUGGUUAUGCGCAUGGCCAGCAGGUGGUUUCGCGUGCACAUAAAGCAUCAAGAAAUUAACCAUUACUCCAGCCAAUUCACUGAAGUGUUAAGAUGCCUCAUGAAGCUUCAUCUAACCAUCACUAAUGCUCGGGCUAAUUAUUAUUUUUUUAAAUAUAUAACCUAAACCUGUUUUAAACUUCUCUAGAACUUCAUCCCUGACCUGUCUGCAAUUCCUGGAAUGUCACAGAUGAGACCCAACAUCAUGGAUGAAGAUAAUUCUCCUGCUCAGUUCACAGAUGACAAAGCAGUGUGCAUCGUAUCCGUCAAACGCAUGAAGAACAACUGGCAGAAGUGGUCUGAUAAUCACCAGGAACUCCAGAAGCAUAACCCCUUCAGUCAUGACACCAGGCCCGUGGCAGUGGUCCCUCAUAGGGGUCACAAUGACUAUGGGAGGCCCCUGCAGGGCUCAAUGACAGCACAACGUGGGGAAGAUGCUCACACACACAUCAGCAGAGAGGUUCAGGAGUUGUAUGAGGUGAUAAAAGACAUUGGGGUACAGGCAAACAAAGAUGGGGGUGGGAGCAAUAUCUCGGUAGAAUUUGGCAAGCUGUUUGAGCAUUACGUCACUAUCUCAAACAAACUGGUGGGUAUUCUUCUAAGAGCCCGGAAGCAGAAGCUGGUUGACUUUGAGGGGGAGAUGCUGUGGCAAGGGAAGGAUGAUCAUGUUGUGAUUACGUUAUUGUGAUGAGCAGAAAAGGUCAUGUUGCAUGUUGCCAUUGUUUGUUGUAGUUGCACAAAACUACUUUGUUUAAAAUGGAAAUGCUUUUAUUUUCUUCAUGAGACUGAAAAUCAUAGUGGAAGAUAAGUGUGCAAAAUGGUUAGAUCUGUAGUUAUCACGAUUGCUAUAUCAUUAAAACAAAUGCAAGCAUACCAACAUAGGUGUUAAGCCAAAUACUAAUACUGUACAGUACCUCAUAAGAUGGUUUAUAUAUGAUAGCAGUCAAAGCCAAUUCUCAUUUGCCAGCAGUGUUCGCAAUGCUUCAUGCAUGAAACACACAGUACUAGACUAUGGUUCCUAUCUGUUCUGUAGAAGAGCUACCUUUUUAAAUGAAGUCAAAGUAACAAAUACUUGGUGCUACAAUUUACAUUUUUAUAUUUUACUGUAAGUUUGUACAUUAGGCAUGCAAAGUUUUACAACCCAAUAACUGCUGAAUAAAGCAGCAAGUAUUUUUCUUGCUA